This is a messenger RNA of Eupeodes corollae, 405 nucleotides long. RefSeq lists its product as uncharacterized. The record is from RefSeq and is a predicted model, not a curated record. Gene Ontology annotation, biological process: DNA repair; telomere maintenance. NCBI's taxonomy places the organism in Eukaryota, Metazoa, Arthropoda, Insecta, Diptera, Syrphidae. Bases 1 to 405 code for a protein of 134 amino acids. The transcript has a single exon. Gene Ontology annotation, molecular function: DNA helicase activity.
AUGGCUGAAGUUUUGAGAAAAUGUAAAAUUAUUAUCUGGGAUAAUUGUUCAAUGGCCCACAAGCAUUCGCUUGAAGCUCUCGACAGGUCCCUGAAAGAUAUCAAAAAUAAUGCUCGGCUUUUCGGUGGUGCCAUACUGCUGCUGUCUGGUGAUUUCAGACAAACAUUACCAGUCAUUCCACGCGCGACAUAUGCAGACGAAAUAAACGGAUGUUUGAAAGAAUCGUAUCUAUUGCCAAGUGUCACUAAAUUAUGCCUUACUAUUAAUAUGCGCGUUCCACUUCAAAACGAUCCAUUAGCGUCAGGAUUCUCUGAACAAUUGUUAGACAGUGGCAACGGUAAAAUUCAAUUCUAUGAAGAUACACAAUAUACUCGACUUCCAGAGAAUUUUUGCAACCAAAGAUGA